CUUCGGCCGCUCACGACUUGUUGCUGAAGUUCCUUGUAGCCAGGCAGGAUGCAGAGCAGGAGUUGUAUAGCUCGGCAGCUCCCCCGUCUCCGUCUCCUUGCCGAACUCGUCGUCCUCGUCCUCGGCGUCCUGGGAUGGACGCUCUUUCUCGUCAAUCUGAAGAAAUUCAACUCCGAAACGGCGGGACCGCAGAUGCAGAUCAGAGAGUUGCAGAGGGAGAAAGAGAGCCUGCUGGAGGAUAAAGGGAAGCUGCAGAGGGAGAAUGACGAUCUGCGGAGUGAGAGAGACAAUCUGCGGAGGGAGAGAGACGAGCUGGGGAGGGAGAGAGACGAGUUGCGGAAGGAGAGAGACGAUCUGCGGAGUGAGAGAGACGAGCUGAGGAGGGAGAGAGACGAGUUGCGGAAGGAGAGAGACAAUCUGCGGAGUGAGAGAGACGAGUUGCGGAAGGAGAGAGACGAGCUGCGGGAACGUCAGCAGAAAUGCGAGACAUUACUGGAGAAACAGAAAGCAGCUCAGGAUGAAACCAUCAAAAAACUGAGUGAUGAGAACAAGGGCUUAUAUUCCACAAAGAAGGAACUGGAAGGUAAUCUUCAGAAUUGUGAAGAGGCACAACUGCGUCACAGCCGCGAGAUACAGGAAUGCAAGAAAAAAAAUGAACACAUUUUGGAAAGACUUAAUUCUGAACUGAAGCUUGCUCAACACAACCGUGGGAGUAAAUCAUGUGAAAAUCAGGGAUGUAACUUUUGGUGGUGGAUUUUGUGUUUUGUUUUGAGUUUUUACCUGGCUCGUUGCUGUGAUGGGUUUCAAUGAAAAAAGGAAGACCCCAGUAUGCAGGGAAUGAUUGCUGGUUAUAAACAGAAGGAAACAUGAACUCUGACCCUCUGGACACAAUCCCCUAAAGGAAUCUGAGCAGUUACCCCGUGAUGAAGCAGCAACACCCACGCUCCCCGAGGUGCUCAUGCUGAAAUAGUGGGUGCGAAGAUCUACAGCCCAGCCAGCGAUAUAACCCCGAAAUAUAACAUGUACGGCACAGAAUGUGAAUGAGCCACUAUGUAUUCCCCUCCUAUUCCUCAGCUCAUAUGGUCUGCCCUAUCAUGGACUUGAAACCUCAUCCCUGGUUUUGGACUCCCCCACCACCCCCCCCCAACACCUGCACUGUGCUUUGUCACAUCAGUGAAAUGCUACAUAUCCUCCUGUCCUCACUCUCAUCUGGUGAUUACUUCAUGCCUCUGUACAAAGUGGGAAUGUCCUUGGUCUAUCUCUAAGAUGGUUAUGGGGUUACUACAUGUAUUUUUAAUUAAAUUCUUCUCUAUAAAUUACAAUAAAAUAUAA
This is a messenger RNA of Mobula hypostoma (lesser devil ray), 1332 nucleotides long. Its product is annotated as golgin subfamily A member 6-like protein 7. NCBI's taxonomy places the organism in Eukaryota, Metazoa, Chordata, Chondrichthyes, Myliobatiformes, Myliobatidae. The record is from RefSeq and is a predicted model, not a curated record. The transcript has 5 exons. The coding region runs from base 49 to 810 and encodes 253 amino acids.